AUGAAGAUCCUUAUCAUCGAUGGUUCUAAGGAAUUUGUUGCCUCUAAAGGCAAACUCAAUGAAUCACUUGUUGAGUAUGCUAAAAAGUCUCUUACAGAGAAAGGACAUGAAGUUCAAGUAACAAAGGCUGAUGCUGACUACAAAGGAGAGGAAGAAGUCCAAAAAAUCCUUUGGGCUGAUGUCCUUCUUUGGCAAUUCCCAAUAUGGUGGUUCGGAACACCAUGGCACGUCAAGAAAUACCUUGAUGAAGUCUUCUUCUACGCUCUUGGCAAGAUUUGGGCCAGCGAUGGACGUACAAGAAAGGACCCAUCCAAGAAGUAUGGUAGUGGAGGCCUCGCUCAAGGAAAGAAGUUCAUGCUUUCAUUCACUUGGAAUGCUCCAGUUGAAUCAUUAACAGAACCAGAUCAAUUCUUCCAUUGA
Molecule: messenger RNA, 420 nt
Organism: Trichomonas vaginalis G3
Lineage: Eukaryota; Parabasalia; Trichomonadida; Trichomonadidae
Product: flavodoxin-like fold
Exons: 1
Coding region: 1-420 (139 amino acids)
Source: RefSeq, a predicted model, not a curated record